AGCUCGCGAGUCACUCAUUCUAUUUGCUGAAUAUCUGGUCACUCCAAUAACAAUAACAACAACAAAGUCAACUAAACACGUACUUAACAAAAACAUAUAAAGAAGGAACAACAUUAUGGGCAGAGAUUAUUACCAAUUACUUGGUAUCAACAGAAAUGCCACAUCUGAUGAAAUUCGAAAAGGCUAUAGGAAAAUGGCACUCAAAUAUCAUCCUGAUAAAAACACACAUCCAGAGGCGGAGGAGUAUUUCAAGGAAAUUGGGGCAGCCUUCGAAGUGCUAUCUGACAAAGAUAAACGUGCAAUCUAUGACCGAUUUGGAGAGGAAGGACUAAAGGUUAAUUCUGAAACAUAUGCACCCCCACCCCCAUCCGAUUUGUUGCCCCUCAUAUGUGCAAUAGGUGGGACUGUGCUAUUUGCUUUCGUUGGAAUCAAAACAUUCGAAUAUUUCACCAAGAAAAAGGACAAAAAAGACUGUACCGACAACUCGUCCUAGGAAUGAAGGCGUCAAUUGCUGCUGUUAACGAAUGUUAUUAGUGAAUUGUUAUAUAUGUACAUACAUUAAACUUCUUUAAAUUGCUUAUCUCAAAUAAAUACCGAUAUAAAAUAUCGAUUAUUAUAUUA
Molecule: messenger RNA, 621 nt
Organism: Drosophila willistoni
Lineage: Eukaryota; Metazoa; Arthropoda; Insecta; Diptera; Drosophilidae
Product: dnaJ protein homolog 1
Exons: 2
Coding region: 116-493 (125 amino acids)
Cellular component (GO): endoplasmic reticulum
Molecular function (GO): protein-folding chaperone binding; misfolded protein binding
Source: RefSeq, a predicted model, not a curated record